This is a messenger RNA of Hydra vulgaris (swiftwater hydra), 507 nucleotides long. NCBI's taxonomy places the organism in Eukaryota, Metazoa, Cnidaria, Hydrozoa, Anthoathecata, Hydridae. The record is from RefSeq and is a predicted model, not a curated record.
AUGGUGGAGAGGAAUAUCAGUAGACGAUGUGAAGCUGCAUAUGAAAUUGACGAAACUUUAAACUUUAUCUGGAAGUAUAAUCAUUACGAAGAGGAAGAAAUUUGCCGAAGGAGUAAGGAUUUUGUGAAUAAAUACAAAGAUGAUGUUUCCAUGGAGCUGAUUGAUGAGCUUUUGCAUUUGAAAUUUAUCCAUGAUGUUAACAUCAAAAAUGAUUUGGACCCCUUUCUUCUUCUCAAUAAAAUCAACGACCUGAAACUUAUAUGUCUUUUCCCCAACAUUUGUAUUGGCCUGAGAAUUUUUUGUACAUUACCAGUUACGGUAGCACAAGCUGAACGGUCUUUUAGCAGACUGGCGCUUAUAAAAGAUGAUCUAAGAUCAACAAUGACGCAAGGUAGAGUUUCUGGCUUGGGAAUUUCAGCGAUGGAGUGUGAUUUAGCAAAAAAGAUCAAUUUUGACAGUGUAAUUGCUGAUUUUGCCAGGAAGAAAGCGAGGAAAGUUUUAAUCUAA